AUGGAGAUGAGGAAGAGGAAACCGAAGGUUGCAUCGGCGGAUGAAAUUUAUGAGUACCCCAGUUUUUUUAGAAAGCGGCAAGAGCGUAAGGGGAGAAGCAGCAAAAAUGGUAGAAAUGGCCAAAAUGGGCGAAGCGGUGGAGUCGGAGAAGACGCCGAUGGCGCCCCUGCUGAGGGCCACAAGAGGGAAGACGGCAGGAUAGGCGACCCCCCAGGGGGCGUCCCUUCUGAUAAAUUGGCAGCGGAUGGGGUGGUCCACGAAAUGGAAGACUUUCUGGGGGGAGUCCAGAAUGAAAGAAGUGGACGUAGGCGACGGGAUAAAGGUGCCAAGCUCUCAGGUGACUACCACUCAGGUGAUUACCCCUCAGGUGUGCCUAACUGUGCCGAGGAGCAGAGCAGCAUUCACGAAGACGAAGACGAAGACCACAUGGAUAAUGAUGAAGGCAAAUUGAGCGACGAGUGGGAUGACCAGCAGGAGCACUACACUGAUGACAGUCUGUUUGACCUCUCCUCGCAAAAUGCCCUUUACAAACCGCGAAACUAUGAGUGCAGGAAGAAAAAAAAAAAAAUGAACCACGAGGCGAAGCGCUUAGUUGAAAAAGAAAAAUGUGGAAAGGGGAAAAGGAAGAAGCUCAAAAAUACCCUAAGUGAUCGGUUUAGAAGUUUCGUGGAUGAAGGGCAUUCCCUACACUACGAUGUGGAUCUGUUUCACCACUUGAGUUGUCUGAGCGAGAGGAAAAGUGACCCACUCGAUUGGCAAGGGGACCAAGGUGCACACGCCCUGAUAAGCUCCAUCAUAGACGAGCUCGUAAAGAAAACUCACCAGAAAAGGGAAAGAAAAGACCCCUCAGUUAAGACAAACCAGCAGUGUAGCCACAAUUCUAACGCAGCGGUAAAGGGGCACCAUAACCAAAAUGACAUCAACAUAAAGGAAAGAAUUUCAUUCGAACAGAUAAAAAAUUAUGAUGAAACGAAUUUAAGGCAUAUGUUCUUUAUGGAAAAUAUUAACAUAGACUACAACGGAAGGAAGGUGCAACUCUCCCCAUUUGAAAGUACCAUAAUUGGGGAGACUGCAGUGGCGAUGGGAAGUGGUAGGGUGAGCCUAACCAAGCGCAAAAAAUCGAAUGCCAAAAAGGAGAUCAAUCGGAGCAAGUGUGUUAACCAUGGGAACAGUUCUCCAUGCGGAGGGGUGCAGCAGUUGAAAGUAUGUGUAAACCGCAGGAUGGACAAUUUGCUAAGUUCCCACAUUUGCUUAAAUGACCAUCAUUUUUCGCUUAACUCGGAGGGGAUCCAGUUUUUGUAUUUUCUUCUCCUGUGCGAUUGGCUAUAUGGCGGUUCGCACGCGAACGGGGAGGACAACUCUGAGAAAGGCACCAGGAGGAACCACUCACAGGGGGAAGAACAAAACGAUGUAGAUGGUGCACUGGAGAAACCACAUGGGGAUGACCCACCCUGUGGAUACUUCAACUGGAAGAAAAUCAUGACAAAUAUGGAAGCCGAAAUGGAGAAAAUGGGACAGGAGCAAAAUAUCUUUUUAAGUCUCUGUGCUCCGGUAAUUCACUUGGACUUUAGCGGUGGUGUCAAUUUUGUGGACUGCCUGAAGGAGGUGCUAGAAGGGUCGCUACCAAAUGGGGUAGCCACCUUCGAUAAUGACAGGGUGGUUAUGCCAAGUUAUAAGAGUGAUGGGCUCCGCACCAGGGGGAGGAAGCAAGCACAGAGGGGGCACGAUUGGGAGGAUCCCAUUCAGAACGAACAGAAGGACCCCUUGCUGCACGAUCGGGGGGAUCCCUCUUUGCAAGAACAGGACCCCUUGCUGCCCGAUCGGGAGGACCCCCUUCCGCACCACCUGAUGGACGACCUGCUCAAAAUCUGUGCGCAAAUGUUCGAGGGGAGCUUCCUAGCCGUUAGCACGUGCAGCUACCUAAACAGCUACAUGUUUCUGAGCUCAGAGAAGAGGAGCCGGAAUUUUAUUUUUAUAUUUUUCGUGUCGCCAUGUUGCAGCAAGCCGUUGCUUUUCGACAUCGUGGAGGUGAGCCACAUGUGCAAGAAGGUGGAGUGGGUUAAGCUUCCCGGGGAGAUAAGCGGCGAGGUAGGCGGGGAGGUAUGCCUCCAAAAGAGCAGCGGAAGGGACAGCGGGGACGCCCCCAAAGAGCGCACCGCAAACGGAAGGCGCUUGCACCUGCACCUGCUGCUCUGCCUAGUGGGGAACGAGGUAAGCAUCUACGCCAUUCCGAAGCAGCACCUACUCCCCAAGCUGUACGACUCGGCAAAAAAUGAACCCCCCCCUGUAGAAUCAACAGAAUAUAUAAAGCAAAAAAUUGCGGACACGAAAUUCGAAAAGGUCUUCUCGUACCACGAUGAGGAAGCGCUCGCCGAUUUUUCCUACACCAUUUGUGUACAAGACAAUCAGAGGUUUUUAAAAAUUGCCUUAACGUUUAACAGCACGAGGGUGAAAGUGUUGAGUGUCUAUUUGAGGGAGAUAAGUAGGCAUGCGAAGAUCACCCACUUUAUCGAAAGGGAGGAGACUACGAAUGCGUGUGUGCAUACCUGUGCGGAUUAUUUGCUCAGCCAUUUUAAGAACCCACUAGGGGGGGGUAGCGGCGUGGAGAAGGGGGCCAGCCAUAGGGGGGAAGCACCCUUAGAGAGAGAGCCUCUACACCCAAAUGAACUUCCCCAAUCAGGGAAAGACACCCACUGCGUGGCCUUUCACGAAGAUAUCCUGCACCUGCAACAAGGCAUCAUAUCCGUGUGCUCAUUUUACCCCUGCCUCAAUUCCUACCUCCUGUGUGUUAGCUCCAAGGAAGGCGAAAUGACAAUCAUAGAUAUAGGGAGCAACAAGGAACUUUAUUUUUUCAAACGGAAGACAGAAAGUGUAACUCACAUGAGGUGGUAUGAAAAUAGCUGCCUAUCCUUUGGGCAAGAAAAAGGAUGCAUCAUUCAUCUUUUCGAGGGUAAAUAUUUUUUAAAUAUCGAUAAGGAUUGGACUAGCCAAAUAGACAUCAUAUGCAUACAUAGCUGUCUCCUCAACGACAUGCAUCUGUUUCUGUUUGAUGAUGGGACUGUACUUAGGGGGAAGUUGAAGGGGAACUUGUCUAAGGUUAAAAUUAGUGAAUUGUUUCUGUGGAAGACGCCAAAUUUUCAGCUGGACCCCGAGGUGCUACUAAGCAUUAGUGAAGAGAAGGGAGACGAAACUGAGUGCGUGGCGCGCAUACUGUUGUAUGAGUACCUGCAGGGGUUGCAGAGCAUUUUCAGGAACGGGGUGAAGAUUGGGAAGUCCAAGGCCGUCGAGGCGAAUGCGCGCGAGAAGACGAUAGCCCUCACGCCCAGGUGCGUAUCCAUUGCGAACAUGGGCCCAAAGUAUCUAAUCGCGUACGGAAAUGGGAGCGGUUUGAUUCACGUCUUUUCGAGGGAAAAGGGUCCGGACGCGAACGGCGCGGGGUGA
This is a messenger RNA of Plasmodium vivax (malaria parasite P. vivax), 3441 nucleotides long. RefSeq lists its product as hypothetical. Bases 1 to 3441 code for a protein of 1146 amino acids. Lineage: Eukaryota; Apicomplexa; Aconoidasida; Haemosporida; Plasmodiidae. The record is from RefSeq and is a predicted model, not a curated record. The transcript has 2 exons. Gene Ontology annotation, molecular function: protein binding.